This is a messenger RNA of Cuscuta europaea, 2284 nucleotides long. Lineage: Eukaryota; Viridiplantae; Streptophyta; Magnoliopsida; Solanales; Convolvulaceae. The record is from the annotation of a GenBank genome assembly.
CUGGGCUGGUGGAAUGGGUUUGGGGUGCUGGGGCGUGGGUCCGGUGGUUGCCGGGGGCUAUGGUAUGUGGUGCUAGGUGGUGGUCACUGGAUGAAGUGGUGUAGCGGCGGUAAUUGGGCAGUGCCGAUGACGGUGACACUGUGGCCUGCGGCGGUGUCACUGUGGUCGGCGGCAGCAGUGACACGAGCGAUGAUGGAAGAAGUGAUACGAGCUAUGGCGGAAGAAGUGACAUAGACGAUAGCAGCAGUGACAUCCGACAGUGACAUGAAAAUGGGGUAGUGACAUGAAUAUCUGGUUGUCGCUUUAUUUUAGUCACAUUUUUGUCCAAAUGUAAAAGUGGUCAAACUUGUGAAAAUCAGCCUUAAUUUAUUAAAAUUAAGUGAAUAACUCCUUGUUUAUUCAUAGUCGGUAAUACUUGUUACAAUAUUGUGAAAUAAGCAACUAAGAUGAUACUUAUAGCUCUCUACAUAUGUACCUGGCGUAAUCAUUGGUAUAUAUGUGUAAUGUGUAUUAUAAUUUUUGUAUACUCACUACACUAAUAAAUGACUUAUUAAAACUUCAUUCUUGUAUUAUAUUACAGUACUAAACAACUUGCCAACAAGUUCAUUUGAUAUGACCGACGGUGAUUUUUUUUGGAACACAGAAGUAUUAGAUUUUUCAACAAUUCUCGAUCCAACAGCUUUUGUAAACUCUAUCAAUGAGUUACGCAUGAGCUUCGGUACCCCAUUAGGAGACAUACUUGUUGUCGAACCACUCAGUGAAAAGGAAAAGAAAAAACUAUUCCGUUUAACUUUAAGAUACGCGGAUACAGAGUUACAAGUUGCCAUAAGAAGAAGUGAUCUAUAUGUGAUUGGAUUUAAGACCGGAGAUGGUUGGCUUGAAUUGCAAGAAAACAGCCCUAAGAAGCAAGAAAUUAAGGGGUCAACAAUGAUAAAUCUAGGUAUGGAUUAUGCUAGCCUAAGAUUUGCGUCUGCUGAUAAAAGGGCUCUUUUAGGAGGACCUGAAAUGUUAGGCAAGUCGUUGAGAUUUCUGAAGGGAGUCAAGACAUCUGAAAUAAACUUAAAGAAAUUGCAAGGUUUGGCACGAGAGUUAUUAACGCUCAUCAUCACCGUCUCUGAAUCACUGAGAUUCAACCAUAUUUUACACUUUGUAUCUGAUUUUUUCGGAGAGGGAUGUUCUGAGGCAGCUCCAGACUGGAUCCUUGGUUUGGUGAAUCAAUGGGGAACACUAUCUAAAUAUGUUUUGAAGUACAAAGAUUCAGGAGAGAAAGAAAAAGUUGCGGAAUUAGAGAAAUUUCCUAUUGAGGUGUAUGAUUGGAACAAGAAAAAAAAAGUAAAGUUAACCAAAGUGAAACACAUCAAGUCUGCAAUGGGUCUAAUAAAGCGCCCAAGAUUUGAAAUAGGGGAGUCAUCAAAAGGAAAUCAUUAAAUAUUACUGCUAAGAGAUGGAAUGUUGCUGCUAAUAUAAGAAUUGUACAGAAGGUUUGAGCUUUAACAAGGCCCAUGGUGUAGUUGGGUUGAAGCAAACAGGAAUGUCCAUGGAUUCGUUGGUGGGGAUCAAUCUCACCCAUAGUCCUUCAAAAUCAAUGAGAUGAAGAUUUUGGGGUAUCGGUCAGAAUUUGAUUAUGUGCACCAAGAUGUUGAAGGGGAGGAAAAAGAAAAUGUUCUUCAUCACAGUGAGAAGAUGUCAGUAGCUUCUGCCUUGAUUUGUUCUGUUGAUCCUGGAAAGCCCAUUCUUGUUACCAAGAAUUUGUGGCCUGAGGUUUCACCAUCUGGAGGUUGCAGCUGUGAUGACUUCUGGUGAAAUGAAUUACCUGGGAGUGAUGUUUAAGACAUUUCUGGUACAAAGAUAUAUGCAGGGAAUGAUUAUGGAAGCUUUACUUAUGGGCCACCUAGCUUGUACAGCCGAAUGAGAACACAAUAUGGAUUCCCUCAAUUUCAUCAACUAGAAGAGUCUACUCAUUGGUACAACAGGAACAGAAUGCAACCUGGAUAUCCUAGCUCUCUUAUGUCAGAGCCUGCUGAUUGGUACAACAGGAACAGAAUACAACCUGGGUUUAUUCGGCCUGAAGGGCCUCCAUCCUUCCAGAACAACCAGAAUGGUUGCUUUCAGCAUUCAAGGUCAUCACUUAUUUAAGAGGAGAAUUAUAGGAGAUGCCGUGGAAGCAUUCGGCUCAUUGCCGCCGCAAAGACGUACUAUUUCCUCCACCAACCCGAGCUGCAGUUUUUGAAGAUGGUUGAACAGCAAAUGGUUUUCAUCUCAAACCCUCCAACCAGCCUGUCCU